AUGAAAAGCUCCUCUGAGCCAAAUGAAGACAGCUCUGACGAGGAGUUGCUCGUGGCACCUCCUUUUACGACUAUAGGGCUGUCCAUACCACCCAUAUCAUGGCUGAAUAGGCAGUUGGAGAAGGACGGCGAUAGACCUAGCACGGGGGGCAAAGAACACAACUCGAAGGGUGAACAACCGCAUGAAACCAGAGAGGCUCUGGGCCUGGAUAGUCCCUGUUCUGCGGAUACCUUCCGUCAGACUCCCAGCGGGAAUAAACAAACCGCCCGGUAA
Molecule: messenger RNA, 273 nt
Organism: Aspergillus melleus
Lineage: Eukaryota; Fungi; Ascomycota; Eurotiomycetes; Eurotiales; Aspergillaceae
Exons: 1
Coding region: 1-273 (90 amino acids)
Source: RefSeq, a predicted model, not a curated record